This is a messenger RNA of Conger conger (European conger), 2086 nucleotides long. Its product is annotated as V-set and transmembrane domain-containing protein 5. Gene Ontology annotation, biological process: positive regulation of excitatory synapse assembly; filopodium assembly. Gene Ontology annotation, cellular component: plasma membrane; axon; dendrite. The coding region runs from base 159 to 740 and encodes 193 amino acids. The transcript has 4 exons. The record is from RefSeq and is a predicted model, not a curated record. NCBI's taxonomy places the organism in Eukaryota, Metazoa, Chordata, Actinopteri, Anguilliformes, Congridae.
GGUAUCUCCCGGAAAACCUGUCUGAUCAGUGCCUGCACUGGCUAAGGCAUGUGCGAAAUCAGUCCACGGACGGAAGGGAAGGGGGAAACGGCGGCGGACCCUGACAGAAUGACCUGGUAGAUAUUCCAUGCGAUUGAUUAGAUGGACCUAGGAUUCUAAUGUGGCCUCUGACGAACUGGAACACCCACACGACCAUUCCUCUCCUUGCGGUGCUGUUCACUGGCUUGUGCUGCUUAACCCAAGCAAUUACUAUAACAGCUCCGGAAUACAGUCUCAUCAAGUCAGUGCAGGAGGAUGUGCUCAUCUCUGUGGGGAUUGCAUGUAGUGAAACACCGACGAUCGAGUGGACAUUCAUGUCUUCAAGCAGCAGGCGGGACGUUGCAGUCUGGCAGCCAGGAGUGCACAGCAACAUAUCAGAGUAUUAUGAGGACAGGCUGAAAACGCAUAAUAAUGGAUCGAUAACACUUUUGGACCUGCGUCUGGCGGACUCUGGUGUCUAUAUACUAACAGUGAGUGAACCCACUGGACAUAGCAAAGGCUCAACCAUCAUAUUGAAGGUCACAGAAGUCCUCUAUGAGGACUUGCAGUAUUUAGCCGUCUUUGUCACUGUCCUGGGGGGCAUUGCUGGUUUCCUAAUGCUAUCCAUGUGGCUUCUGGACAAAGUUUACAGGCGGGUUAAAACAUGGAGGCAAAUGAGAAAACAGCCAGAACAUGAUGAAACGGAGCUGCAGCCUCUCUGAACAGAGAGCACUAAAGCCAGAAAUGAAAUCCAAGCUUCUGUACGAAAGAACAUCAGUAAAUUGCAGGGAAUAAAGACCUACAAGAUACCAGGGCCUCAGGUGCUUGGACCUUACCCAUCCCCUUCACAUUCAUAACAAGUCACUUUACCCAACACACAAACUACCACCUGUCUGUUUUAACUGGACUCAUCUAACCAUUUUAAUAUUGUGUUUAAAGAAACUUCUACUGAUGGCUCUCUUGGUCUAACACUCUUGGGGCAGACAAACAAGUUGAUGCAAGAGUGAUCCAGCUGAUGAUUGACUGCCAGGAGACUCAUGGUCUAGGUCAGACCUGCACCGCACCUGAUCUCUACAGGACUUAAGUAGGGCUGAAAGGAGUGAAAGGAAUGGUAUUUCCUUAUCCACAUGCUGGGAACACCAUCACUUGUCUCAAAGUCACUCUCAUUCUUAUUGGGUAAAAUCAAAUUCACUUAGGACAUGUUCCUAUGGACCGGAAAAUUACUGAAAAGGGGACAUCAUCUUCAAAAUGUGUGGCAAAGAAGUUAAAAGAUCUUGACAUUGUACUUGUAUGUAUAUUAUGUACAGAUGUUCUUGUUGAUAAUGUGCUGUGUAACCUGUUCAAAUGUUUUAAGAAAAUACCUCUGGUUAAUAUUAUGAAGACGCACAGGUGAACUGACAUUGCAUGGAUGUUCGUAGAACCUAUUAAAUUUGCUUCUGGAGUCACUGUGGUGGUACAUGCACCUGUGUAGAAGCAUGUGACCAAUGCACAUGACUGCAGGCAAAGUAUCCAUUUAAUACUCUAUAGUGUGCAGAACUACAAUAAAGCUAGCUUAAAUAAAAUGAGAACAUAAGCCACAGGAGACCACUUAUUUUACAUUAAUAGUGUAAAAGUUACAUUAAGAGUGUUUUCUGAGUGAGCAGAGUGGGUUUGAAAUGCAGGAUCCAUUGACUUUUGACUGAAUACAGUGUUGCCCCUUCCAUGUGCUACAUGAUUAGCAGGGGAAGGCAGUUUCAGAGGGAACACCUUAAUUGAUAAAACCAAUCAAAAAAAAUCUAUCUCCACCCUAUCCAGAAAGCCAACCGUUGUCAUGGGGCUCACUUUAACUAAAGUGACACCCUAAUUCUUUGGAAACUGCCUUUGCAAAUAAAUCUACUACCACAUCAAGGUCAUUCCUGAGCCAGCUUCAGCUUUUAUCUGGCGUUUGUAACGCUUGUACAGAGAAACUAUUAAAUGGCUUGCUAUUGUUCACCUUUAAUGGGCUCUUUUACUUAUUGCCUAUAUGUAACCAGUUUCGGCCACAAGGCAUACAUUUUAUGGAAGAAAUAAAAUAACUGAAGCAACUAAA